Lynx canadensis (Canada lynx) is the source of this 4398-nucleotide messenger RNA. RefSeq names its product DEP domain containing 1 (gene DEPDC1). Gene Ontology annotation, biological process: intracellular signal transduction. The transcript is spliced from 12 exons. The coding region runs from base 128 to 2563 and encodes 811 amino acids. The record is from RefSeq and is a predicted model, not a curated record. NCBI's taxonomy places the organism in Eukaryota, Metazoa, Chordata, Mammalia, Carnivora, Felidae. Gene Ontology annotation, cellular component: transcription repressor complex; nucleus.
AAAUCCGCGGCGCGGCGGACGGUUGUUCCCAGCCAGCCGCCGUCGGGGGCCCCCAGAGCCCUAGAGUCGCCUAAGGCCGCCAUGCACCGCGCUGAGCGCUGACAGACCUCCGGGCCCGGCGGGCGGAAUGGAGAGUCGGAGUGUGCCUCCCGGACCUUAUCGGGCCACCAAGCUGUGGAAUGAAAUUACAACAUCUUUUCGAGCAGGAAUGCCUCUAAGAAAACACAGGCAACACUUUAAAAAAUAUGGCAAUUGUUUUACAGCAGGAGAAGCAGUGGACUGGCUUUAUGACCUAUUAAGAAAUAAUAAUAAUUUUGGUCCUGAAGUUACAAGGCAACAGACAAUCCAAUUGUUAAGAAAAUUUCUUAAAAAUCAUGUAAUUGAAGAUAUCAAAGGCAGAUGGGGAUCAGAAAAUCUUGAUGACAACAGUCAGCUAUUCAGAUUUCCUGCAAAUUCUCCGCUUAAAAGUUUUCCACGAAGGCAUCCAGAAUUGAGAAAAAACAGCAUAGAGAACUUUUCCAAAGAUAAAGAUAGCAUUUUUAAAUUACGAAAUUUAUCUCGUAGAACUCCUAAAAAACCUGGAUUACAUUUCUCUCAGGAAAAUAUAGAGAAAAUGAACCAUGUAAUAAUCAAUGAAGAUCAAGAAAACUCAGUUGAUAAUAGAGAAAUAAGCCCAGAAGAUAUUGAAGAAGUUUGGAGAUAUAUUAUUCUGAUCUACCUGCAAACCAUUUUAGGUGUGUCAUCCCUAGAAGAAGUCAUAAAUCCAAAUCAAGUAGUUCCUCAAUACAUAAUGUACAACAUGACCAAUACAAGUAAACAUGGAAUAGUUAUACUACAAGACAAAUCAGAUGACCUUCCUCACUGGGUAUUAUCUGCCAUGAAGUGCCUGGCAAAUUGGCCAAGAAGUAAUAUGAAUAAUCCAACUUAUGUUGGAUUUGAACGAGAUGUAUUCAGAACAAUAGCAGAUUAUUUUCUAGAUCUCCCUGAACCUCUGCUUACCUUUGAAUAUUAUGAAUUAUUUGUAAGCAUUUUGGUUGUUUGUGGCUACGUCACAGUUUCAGAUAGACCCAGUGGGAUACAUAAAAUCCAAGAUGAUCCACAGUCUUCAAAAAUCCUUCGCUUAAACAAUUUGAAUUCCUUCAAAUCAACUGAGUGUCUUCUUCUCAGUCUGCUUCAUAAAGACAAAAACAAAGAAGAAUCAGAUACUACUAAGAGACUGCAGAUAAGUGAUCAAGGAUUUCAAGAAAAAUGUGCUAAGAAAAUGCAGCUAGUUAAUUUCAAAAAUAGAAGAGCCAGUGCUAAUGACAUAAUGGGAGGAAGUUGUCAUAAUUUAAUAGGCUUAAGUAGUAUGCAUGUUCUAUCCUCUAACGUCAAAUCAAGAUGCUAUUCUUUAGAAGGAAUUGUAGACUUACCAGGGAGUUCAAGUAAAGAGGUCUCCAAUGUCUUCCAUCAAUCUGUUGUGAAUAGAGAAGGACAACAUAAUAAGCAGUUUUUAGAGUCUAAGACCAAACAGGAAUCCCUAAUGAAUCUUCAUUCAGAGGAAAGUACUCAAAAACCACUCUGUGUUGGUUUUAAAAGAACCUCUACUUUGACUGUUCAAGACCAAGAGGAGUUAUGUAUUGGGAAAUGCAAGUCAAAACAGCCUUGUAGAUCUCAGAGUUUACUUUUAAGAAGUAGUACAAGAAGUAAUAGUUAUAUCAAUAUGCCAGUGGCUGAAAUUAUCAUGAAACCAAAUCUUGGACAUCUCAGCACAAGUAUACAAACAGCUAUGGAAAAUGAACUCGGAGAGUCUAGUACCACAAUCAAUAAAAGACUCUGCAAAAGUACAAUAGAACUUUCAGAAAAUUCUUUACCUCCAGCUUCUUCUGUAUUGACUGGCACACAAAGUUUGCUGCAACCUCAUUUAGAGAGGGUUGCCAUCGAUGCACUACAGUUAUGUUGUUUGUUACUUCCCCCACCAAAUCGUAGAAAGCUUCAACUUUUAAUGCGCAUGAUUUCUCGAAUGAGUCAAAACGUUGAUAUGCCCCAACUUCAUGAUGCAAUGGGUACAAGAUCACUGAUGAUACACACUUUUUCUCGGUGUGUGCUAUGCUGUGCUGAAGAGGUGGAUCUUGAUGAGCUUCUUGCUGCAAGAUUAGUUUCUUUCUUAAUGGAUCAUCACCAGGAAAUUCUUCAAGUACCCUCUUACUUACAGACUGCAGUGGAUAAACAUCUUGACUACUUAAAAAAGGGCUAUAUUAAAAAUCCUGGAGAUGGACUGAUUGUUCCUUUGCCAACAUAUUCAUACUGUAAGCAGAUUAGUGCUCAGGAGUUUGAUGAACAAAAAGUGUCUACCUCACAAGCUGCAAUUGCAGAACUUUUAGAGAAUAUUAUUAAAAACAAGAGUUUGCCUCUAAAGGAGAAAAGGAAAAAACUAAAACAGUUUCAGAAGGAAUAUCCCUUGAUAUAUCAGAAAAGAUUUCCAACCACGGAGAGCGAAGCAGUACUUUUUGGUGACAAACCUACAAUCAAACAACCAAUGCUAAUUUUAAAAAAAACAAAGUUUCGUAGUCUAAGAUACUAACUGUAUUAAAAAUUAUGUAAUACUUGUAGAACUUUGGUGAAUGAAGCCAUACUUAAGAAUUUAGCUACUAAAAAAGGAAGUCUAUUUAUUAAUAAGGUUUUUCUAAAUAAAACACAUGUAUGGAGGUACCAAAGUAAUUUUUUAUCAGUGUAAGACUGCUAAGAAAGUAGUGAGUCUCAACUGUGAGCAAAUAACAAAAGCAACACCAGAUACUUUAACCAGAAACAUUUUUUUUUUUGACACAACAUCUGGAAAAGCUAUUACAGUGUGUGCUAAAAUUUUAUUUACUUGAAUUUUGAAACCUGACAUGUUUAUCAAGAUUAAGCUAUAAUUCUGUUUUUAAAAGAAAUUAACUUAUCUGCACAUGUGCUUAUGAAUAUUAGUUAAAGUACAAGUUAUUUAGGGAUACUCUUAUUUCUAAGAAUAAGAAUGUGAAGAAUAUUGGAAAACUCAGUGAAUUCUCUACUGUUAAAUGCUGCACUCUUUUGUAUACUCUUUUUCUACUUUUGAUCUAUUUAUAUAUGUGUGGUUUUUUUUUUUUAAAUUUUUUUUUUCAACGUUUAUUUAUUUUUUGGGACAGAGAGAGACAGAGCAUGAAUGGGGGAGGGGCAGAGAGAGAGAGAGACACAGAAUCGGAAACAGGCUCCAGGCUCUGAGCCAUCAGCCCAGAGCCUGACGCGGGGCUCGAACUCACGGACCGCAAGAUCGUGACCUGGCUGAAGUCGGACGCUUAACCGACUGCGCCACCCAGGCGCCCCUAUAUGUGUGUUUUUAAAAUAUGUACAUGUAAGUCUUCAGUUGGCUUUAAACAUUUAUCCCAAGUGCUUCGGUCAUUCAAUUUUUCAAUAAAUAUCUCUUGCAUUCUUAUGUUCAUGUAUCUACUGGAAGAUAGUGGUGUAAAAGAAGUAUAAAGCAAUCAUGUAUUCAUUCAAAAUAUAUUUAUUUAGCAACUACUAUGUGCCUUUUAUUAUUCCAGUUAUGGAGAGACUAAGAUGAAUAAAACAAAAUGUCUUUCUUGAAAGUAUUUAUUUUCUAAUCAAGGGAGACACCUAUCAGAUACUUAAAAUAACAAUACACACUCUGAAGGAGUCCUUCAGCUGAAUACUGAGCUCUUUAGUUAUGUAACAGUUCUCUCAGCUAGUGUUUUUCAAACUGUUACAUAUUAGAAUCACCUGGAAAGUUUUAAAAUAAUACAUGCUCAGGCUCUACCUUAUAUCAGUUACAUCCAAAUUUUAAGGGAUGAUAUAUAGGCAUCAGUAUUUUCAAACUCUCUAGAUGAUACCAAUAUUUACCCAACUUUGAGAAUCAGUCCCUAAACACUUUUUAUAAACAAGUAAAUACCAAGCUGGUGGCACAUUGGCUUUAUUAUUUCACUGGAAGAAAAUGCAGAUUAUAAAUGCUUUUCAUCUUAAUACAGGGUUAUCCAUAUUUCUGCUUUAGUGACUUAACACAAACUUGAGGCAGUUUUUCUUCCAUAUUUUGCUCUAAGAUUAUUUAAUAUCCAUUCAAGUGUAAAAAUGUACAGAGUAUCUGGGAUGUCAUAAACAUUGUUCAAUGACUUUUGAUUUAUCAAUGUAAUGUUGUACUCUAAAAUGACAGUGUUUCAUUUGAGAUUUUUUAUUAAAAACUUGAAUAGAAAAUGGCAACUACAUAUCUUUUGCCCAGAAACCUUAGCUAUAAGAUUAUAGGACCAAAUCAGAGCUUUUUCUAAGGUGUUUAUAUGCUAAAACUUCCUGUUUAAAGAUGUAUAAUAAUGUGAAUUCUAUGCAUAUUGAGAUAAAAAUUAUUGUGGGUUUUGUAACAAUUUAAUUGUUUUUGUAUUUAUUGAUAUUAAA